Balaenoptera musculus (blue whale) is the source of this 1016-nucleotide messenger RNA. RefSeq names its product zinc finger protein 28 homolog. The record is from RefSeq and is a predicted model, not a curated record. The transcript has 5 exons. Gene Ontology annotation, biological process: regulation of DNA-templated transcription. Lineage: Eukaryota; Metazoa; Chordata; Mammalia; Artiodactyla; Balaenopteridae. Bases 1 to 675 code for a protein of 224 amino acids.
AUGGAGCGAUCCGCGGGGAAACUGAAUCUGGGCUUCCAGGUGCAGGAGGAGGACACAGGGGAGCCGCCCAGCUGCGGGCAGAUGCCACAGGGACCUCCUGGCUGGGAGCGGGUUCUGCACGGAGCCCAAGUCCCGGGUCGGAGGGUCGCCCGGAGGACUCUUCAGAGAACCCGGAAGGAGGCGGAGAUGAAUCAAGCCUGCAACGUUGUCAAUCAGGGCCUGAAGGAGGUCCGUCCAAUCAGGGCGCGAGGGAUUGAGCCUCAUCCAAUCAGAGCCGGGGGCGGACGCAUCCCCUCCUGCGGGGACGUCGCUCUCCGCCUCCUGGGCGUCCAGCGCGCCUCAUGGGGUCCAGGUGACCCGUCGCUGUCCCUCUCACCUGCGCGGGCGGUCGGGCCGCAGGGCCGCGGAGAGGACGCCGUGAGAACCGAGAGCGGGGCUGAGAUGGACUCGGUGGUCUUUGAGGACGUGGCUGUGAACUUCACUGCGGAGGAGUGGGCUUUGCUGGACCCGGCUCAGAGGAAGCUCUACAGAGACGUGAUGCUGGAGACCUUCAGGAACCUGGCCUCCGUGGAUACUGAAACCCCCACUAGGUGGAUGGAGUUAACUGCACGAUGCCCACAAGCACGUAGACCCCAGACCAAUUGGAACCAGAAGGUUUAUGAUGUUGAUGCCUGAUUACCUCACCACCAACCAAUCAGAAGAACGUCCACCAGCUGAUCACGCACACACAACCCCCUCUCUCACCCCAUCUUUAAAACCUUUUCCCUGAAAACUACUGGGGAGUGAGUCUGGGGCUUUUGAGCACUAGCUGCCUGGACUCCUGGCUUGGCGCCUGCAAUAAACAUUCCCCUUUCCUUCACCACAACCCGGGUCAGUAAACUGGCUUUACUGGCCGCACGUGAGCAGACCCAGUUUGGUUCGGUAACAUCCCCUUUAUCCUGCAAUACUUCAGUGGCUGCUCCGAAACAGCCAACUAGGAGGUUUUGCUAGUGAAAGGGCGCCCUCUUGUGGUCACU